Molecule: messenger RNA, 8563 nt
Organism: Culex pipiens pallens (northern house mosquito)
Lineage: Eukaryota; Metazoa; Arthropoda; Insecta; Diptera; Culicidae
Gene: ZnT63C
Product: zinc transporter 1
Exons: 9
Coding region: 1131-2459 (442 amino acids)
Biological process (GO): zinc ion transmembrane transport; intracellular zinc ion homeostasis; detoxification of zinc ion
Cellular component (GO): membrane
Molecular function (GO): zinc ion transmembrane transporter activity
Source: RefSeq, a predicted model, not a curated record
UUACUCACUCAUCAGCGAAGAAGACACACAGCAGCAGCAGCAAGGUAACCAGGCAGAGAGAGAGAGACCAGGCCAGGCCAGGCCAGGCAACCUAUGUACAAGUGAAAUUACUACAAUCGUCACAGUACUGUGUUCAACGCGACGUCGACGACACAUCGGGGGGAGCUUCGUCGGGAUUUGUUCGUGGAUUCUAGAAGAAAUUUGGUAGACACUUUUUUUUUUGUUCGCGUAGAGUAGAAGUUUUACGGCUGCUGGAGCACUGCCUCAGUGAUUCAGGGGGAAAAUCUGGAAGUGGACUUUGUGGCGCCCACGACCUGAGCGAGCGAGAACAAAGUGCGUGUGCAUCAGAAUUUUCUGGUCCAAGGACAAACGAAGACGACGGGGUUUUGGGCCAGCAGAGAUGACUAGCAGAAGUGGGAGUAGGAGUAGGAGUCGAUAGCAUCUCGAAAGGGGUGUCAUCACGUACACGGAUUGGUCGAGUCGCUGAAGAGACCUCGAUUUUUACUUCAUUCUCCAAGAUAUUCACACGACGAAGAAGCGAAGAUAAUUUUCUGAUUGAAGAAGGUGUCACAUAAGCAGCGAAAAAGGGGAAAAUUAGCUUCAAAGUUGUUGCUGUGGAGAAGCCUUUGUGUGAGGAGUUCCUCACGACGACGACUUCACGUAACCUUGGAAGCAGCUGGAAGUGGCACGGGAAAAGUUUUGUGGCGAAGUUUUGCACGCGGUACCACAGCUAGUAUCGCGUAUCUAGCAGGUCGAAGAGGCAGGGCGAUACUGCUUGUGGUGCAAAUUUGAAAAGCAAGGAAAAAAAAGAAGAGUGAGGCUGAAUAAUCAGCGAAAAAUUGCGUCAGGAGUAACGAGCGAAGAGUCUGAAUCCAAAGAGUUAGCAGCAGCAGUGAUUCCAAAGGAAGAUUGUGCGAAAAGAAGUGGAAUCGUGUGCAAACCAGCACCCUGAAUCAUCGCCCAAACCCCCUCGGGAUCUUCUCAGAACGAGAUCUUCGACGACCCGUGAAGUGAAGCGAAAUUUGUCGGAUUCUACCCCCGAACGUAAGCAGUAUAAGCAUAAGUAGCUUAUUUAGCAUUUAGUUUGUAUAGAUUUUACUACAACGUAGUACAAAGUGUAGCGCUUAAAGAUGGCCAAAUUCAGUGGGAAAAAGUGCCGCCUGCUGACGGUGAUGACGCUGACGGUGUUCUUCUUCUUCGUCGAGAUCGUCGUCGGCUACCUGACCAACUCGAUGGCGCUGGUCGCGGACAGUUUCCACAUGCUCGGGGACAUUGCCGCGCUCGUGAUCUCCUUCCUAUCCAUUAAGAUGUCACCAAAGAAGUGGUCCAAAAAUACGUUCGGCUGGGCCCGGGCGGAAGUGCUCGGCGCGCUGGUCAACGCCGUGUUCCUGGUAGCACUCUGCUUCAGCAUAACGAUAGAAGCCUGCAAAAGAUUCAUUGAGGUGGAACACAUACACCAGCCGGAACUGUUGAUCUGGGUCGGCGUGCUCGGUCUUCUAGUCAACCUUCUCGGGCUGUGUCUACUUCACAAACACGGAGGUGGCCACAUGCACUCCCACGGUGGAAUGCCCCACUCGCACGGCAUGUCCCACGGUAAUCUUGCCCACGUGGACAACUCGGAGGAGAACAAGACCUUUAUGUUCCAGAAUGGCGACUCCCCGCCGAAGAAGCCCACCCACCACGGCCACUCGCACGACUCGUCCCAGAUGAACAUGCGGGGCGCGUUCCUGCACGUGCUCAGCGACGCCCUCGGCAGUGUGAUCGUCAUCAUUAGCGCGCUGGUCGUGCGGUUCACCGAGUGGGAGUACAAGCUGUACAUGGAUCCGGCCCUGUCGAUCCUGCUGGUCAUCCUGAUUCUGCACUCGGUGUGGCCCCUGCUCCGCGAGUCCGCGCUCAUUCUGCUGCAGACCGUUCCGACGCACAUCCAGGUGGACGCCAUCCAGCGGCGGCUGCUGGAGAAGGUGGACGGAGUGCUGGCGGUGCACGAGUUCCACGUGUGGCAGCUGGCCGGCGACCGGAUCAUUGCGUCCGCCCACAUCCGCUGCCGGAACCUGUCCGAGUACAUGAAGAUCGCCGAGAAGGUGAAGGAGUUCUUCCACAACGAGGGCAUCCACUCGACCACGAUCCAGCCGGAGUUUGUCGAGAUCGAGACGCUCAACAGCUACUCGGGCUCCGACGGCAUCUCGACCAGCCUCAACGGCAGUGCCACCCAGGACUGCUGUGCCCUAGACUGCCCCACAACUGACGAAAGCAGUUGUAUCAAAGCCACAUGCUGCCAAAACAACAAUACCAUCAAGAAUCAACCCUCAUCCCCAACACCAUCCCCAUUUUUGUGUCGCCAAAGAACCUCCAGAGGAGGAAAUGACGUCGAGUCAGGAUCCCUGCUGGACCAAGCCAACCCAACGUCCGCGUCGGCCCCCGACACGGACGCAAGCGGUCUGCCCAAGUUGACCGUCUGACAGCUUAGCGCGGGCAACAACAGCACCUUCAACAACUCCCACUCCAAACCCAUCAACACGAACAGCUACUACCACUCCCUGCAGCAUCCGACCUGUACUUCUUCGACAACGACCUCCCCAUCAAACCCGCAGCAACAGCAGCCGUCGUCCCAUCGUCCGUUCAACCGACCACUUUCCCCACUUCUUCUUGGCUGUGACGGUCGUCGCGUCGUACUGAGCUCCUCGGGACUGGCCGCCGCGUCCAGCAGCUUGCUCGAGAGCUACGUCAACGGGUCGGACUCGCCCCUGCGGAACCUGUACUGUCAGUGCAAGCACCACGCGGCCACGGCCCAAUAAGAUAGACAGAGAGAGAGAGAGAGAGCGAGUAUGAGAGAGAGAGAGAAAGUGAAGAUUAAUUUAAUUAGAGUUCCGUUUUUACACGCGGUACAAACUUUUUUGACUACCUACACAAUUAUUAUUAAGAAGACCGCGAGAGAGAAAGCUAGAGUUCAGCGAGUGCGUUUUGAGUAUGCAACCGAGAGGAAUUAUUUUUAACUUUAAAACAGUUUAGUUUGUACUAUCAGUUGAUAAUACCCCGUUUCAAAGAAAAAAACCCGACUAGGCUUAGGUUUGUUGGUAGAUAACAAUAAAGAUUUUUUACAAAGCAAAGCAAAGUCAAAUCGUAAAGUAUUUUAUGUCGUAGAUCAAUUGAAACUUUACCCUGUAACCGGAACACAGACACACACACACACAAACAACCUCUGUGAAGGCAUGACAUUGGUCAUUGAAGCCGUUCAAAUUGGAACAGACCAAACAAUGAGAUAGCAAGUGAGAGUUGCAUGCCAUGUUGCAUGCAAUGUGCGCAGUGUUGCUUGGUUCAGCAACCAGAUGGCGACGGAAAAAUCUUGCAAAAAUGGUCUUAAUUUUUGCUAGCCGUUCCUUUUUCUUGCGAAUUUGAGGUGUGUCACUAAGUAUUGUACAUAUUUUCUAGUUUUUUAGUCAAGAAUAUGAUUUAUAUUUGAACAUUGGAAAUAAACUCUCGUGAGAAGAUUGUGUUUUCACACAAAACAGUGGUUGUUGAACGAAUCAGAAUUGGUAAUAUGUGACAUCCGUUAGGAUGUACGAGGGCAAAAACUGGGGUGAUUCGGGACGGAUAGAAUGGUAAACUCCUUAUAAAAAAACGUCCAAGAAACAGUUAAAAAAUGUCACAAGAAGAUUUGUCUUCAUCGGUAACCAGCUGAAAAGUAACAAUAACGGAAAAUGGCGUUUGAAGUUUCUUAGCGCUUUGCGUGUUUGUAGUAUGUUUUGAUAAGAACAUUAAUUAGUUUAGAUUUGUUUACUUGAAUGUGUUUGUAAAUUGCAAUUUUUUAAAUAAUUUGAUUUCGACCUAAAAAAAAAUAAAAUCCAGUGUUGCGUCAUAAGGCCGAAACUCAAAAGGACGAAAAACUUAUGGCUGGAUUUUUUUUACACAAUGUUAGAGAAAAGUUUAAUGAAAAUUGUAUAAUUUUUGGCAGAAAAAUGCACACUUAGAUUUCUCUAAAAAAUCGGUAAUUUUUAAUUCGGUAAACCAUUUGUCAAAAUAAACUGAAUUUUACCGAAAAUCGGUUGAACGUUGAACAAUAAUGAACUUCAUUACCGCAGUUAAAAAAUCGGUAAAUGUUACUAAAUUCGGUAAUCUAUUACCAUAGAUUUCAGAUGCUUUUGAAUUUCAAAAUUUCAAAACUCAGAAAAGCAUGAAUUUAAAAAAUGGAUUUUAAAAUUUUUAAAUUCAAACUCACAAACUAUCAAAAUUUCAAAUAAAAAAAAUAAAAUUCAAAAUUCGAUGAUUCGGUAAUUUUGGAAUACACCCGUCCGAAAAAAAAAAUCAAAAUUAAAAAUUAAAAAUCACAAUUUUAUUACAGUCCGUCCGUAAAUCACAAUUUUAUUACAGUCCGUAACAAAAUUUUGAUUUUUACUAAAACUUGGGACUCUAUCUGUGAUCAAAUUUUGUGUAAACUAAGGUGGCGAUACUGGGAUACUUUAAACAUUUCAUUUUGUAAUAUAGUAGGCAACCAACAAGUCGUUUAAAACUAAUUUGGGGUCGAUGAACUUUAAAAAUAGAUUUGGAUUUUUUAAUGGUUCGAUAUUUCCGAAGUCCAUAAGGAAACCUUCGGAUAAUCGAAUUUUGGAUAUUAGAAUGUUCAGGUAAUCGCAAUUUCGGAUAAUCGAGUACGGGUUUUGAGUUUUAAAAAUUUAAUGUUUUGAAAUUUCUUAUUCUUUUUUUAUAUUUUUUGUAAUUUUUUUAAACUAUUUUAUUUUAAUUUCAAGAUUUUCAUUUUUUAUUUAUUUAUUAGCUAUGCACAUCAAGUUACUUAAAAACUACGGGAACAAUCGAUAUAUUUUUACUUCUCCCCUAAAGUACUGUCUACAAAAUAAUGUACAACAAAGUUUGAGUAUUUUUACAAUCAGAUUGUUGCAGCAUUCGGUCCGUGAGUUUGGCAAUUUUAGAAUGAGUAGACAACAAAUUUCUUGGUUUCAAUUCUGAUUUUGAAAAUUUUAGUUUUUUUUUAAUAUUUUGUUCAGAUUUUUUUCAUUUUUGGGCCAUCCGUUGACACUUUUUCUUAAAAAUUCUGAAACUUAAAAAAAAAUGGCAGCAGAUCGUUAAACUAAAAAAAAAUAUUUUCAUGAAUUCAUUGAUAUUUUACCAAUAUUUGACAAUAGCACCCUUCUAGUUCAAAAUUUAAGGUUUGAAAUUUGAAUAUGAGGAGUUCGACUUAUGGACUUUUCAGAAUAACAGACGUAAAUCAUUGAACAACUUAAACAAAAAAGCAUCAAUCACUUCGCGCUAGAGCCAUGCGCACCUCAAAUAAUGUGCACACUGUCAGGAAUACAGUUUUGACCAACUGUCAAACACGUGUAAAUAAGCAGUGGUGGAUUUAAAAUUUCCGUGGUGAGUUUCUGACCGUCAAAAUGCUGCUUGUUGGAAUUUUUAAACAGAUUCACAUCUGUUUGUCUGUGGUUCGGGAUUUUGCAGCCCUUUUACACGGUACUCACAAACACUACCAAACCAUUACACACAGUGUUCGGAAAGGCAAAAUUAAGUGGAAGAAAGUGCUUCAACUCCUUCAUUUGACGUCCUAGUCAAAUGGUGUCUUCGGAAGAGUUUUGACAUACAGGGUGACGAACUUCCAGGGUGUCAACCAAAAACUAUCUUUGUUGGAAGACGUUGUAGGGGUUUGGUGUCUUUGGCAAAGUUGAAGAGGAGACAAUUUCAUGAAAGUUUGUCCAAGGCGCCAAAUUUGUAGCUCUUAAUCUACUAGAAAUAUACGCCAUUUUUGCAAAAAUGGUCAAAAUGGUUUUGGUGAUAACUCAAAAUGUUAGCAUUUUAGCGGCCUACUAUGUUCUGAAGAGUUGUUUAUGACAUAAAACUACACAUCUUUGCCGAAGACAGCAAUAUGUUUUGAGCCUUUAUUGAGGAGUUAUAACCAUUUUUAAGUGAUUUUGAGCCUAUUUUCAAGUUGCUAUGCCGCAUUUUGGCGCAAAAGUGAACAAAACAUCUAAAAGUACACAUCUGGAUUUUUUUUUGAAAAGGUCCUAUAAACCAAAUUUUCAGUUUUUGUUUUUUGGGUGUUUUUUUAAAACCCUUGACUCAAGGCGGUUUCAAAAACACCCAAAAAGCAAAAUCUGGAAAUUUGGUUUAUUGGACCUUUUCAAAAAAAACUCCAGAUAUUUGCAACUACAUUUCUUGAAAAUAUCUUCAUGUCUAUCGGUGUCUAUUUUUAGAUAUCUCAAUUAGAAUUCGACUGUUUUUAAUCAAUUUAUUUAUAAAUGUUAUUCGAAAUCAUAUUGAAAACGGGGUGAAAUCGGUUAAUUGGAGGGUUUUUUUUCAUGGAAAAUACAUUGUUUAUGCCUAAAAUUAUGACACACAUUCUAAAAUAAUGAACAAAUCAUGUUUAGCCCAAAAAUAAUGCAAGUUAAAAUUUUAAAUAAUUGUUCGUAUUUACAAUUAAGUAUUUCCUUUUAUAUUUGGUCACUUUAAUAAGGUUGUCGUAUUUUUUCAUAAACAAUGUUUUUUUUUUUUUCAUAAAGAUCAAUCAAUUUACUCUUCAAUUUAUCGAUUUUCACCACGUUUUCAACUAGAUUCCACGUAAAAAUUAUAAAUAAAUUGAUGAAAAACCGUCAAAUUCAAACUGUGAUAUCUAAAAAUAGGCUCAAAAUCACUUAAAAAUGGUUAUAAUUCCUCAGUAAAGGCUCAAAACAUUUUGCUGUCUUCGGCAAAGAUGUGUAAUUUUAUGUCAUAAACAAUUCUUCAGAACAUAGUAGGCCGCUAAAAUGCUAACAUUUUGAGUUACAGUCGACUCUCUGGUUGUCAAUAUCCAAGGGACCGUCGAGGAAAAGAAUCAUCAGUUUACAGAACGAUGCAAAAUGAAGAUUCGAUUGAAAAUAUGUUUUUCUUGGUACCCAGCUAUGGGAGAGAAUCAUGGCAACGUCCAACAAACAAAAACAACCUAAUGUCAAACACCCUUCAAAGCUUCGUUUUGCAAAGAAAAAUGUCUAUGCAAGCCAUGAGAUAGUGACAAUAUUGACAACCGGAAGAGAUUUUUAAAGCAAAUAGAAUCCGUCGAGGAAGAGAUCCUCCAAGCAAGAGAAAAUAUCGAGGAAUAAAGCCAAUCGAAGUAUGCAGUUUGAAGGGACUGAAGAAUUCAUCGAUAGAUGGAGCAAUAUUGAUAUCGAGAAGAUCGACAGCCAGAGAGUCGACUGUAUCACCAAAAAAGUGCAUUUUUGGACCAUUUUUGCAAAAAGGUCGUAUAGCUCGAGUAGAUUAAGAGCUACAAAUUUGGCGCCUUCGACAAACUUUCAUGAAAUCUUUUCCUCUACAACUUUGCCGAAGUCACCAAAGCCCUACAAUGUCAUCCAACAAAGAUAGUUUUUGGUUGACACCCUAGAAGGUCGUCACCCUGUAUGUCAAUAACUUCAAAAUAUAGCCCUUAUCAAGUACAACAACUCUUCCGAAGACACAAUUUGGCUAGAACGUCAAAUAAAGGAGUUAUCAAUUUAUUCCACUUAAUUUUGCCAUUCCGAACACUGUGCAUUAUUAUGAGAGUGUGAGCGCCGUGUAAAAAGUGACAGAUCGUCACACGUUAGUUUGACUUUGUCAAUCCAAUGGCGUAAAAAUAAAAAAGUUUUUUUUUACAAAACAGUUCGCUCAUUUUAAAAAGAAAUGAAAAAUAAAACAUUCUAAUAUAAUUUUAAAUAAUGUUUUAAAAUAUUCCAACGCUUUAUUACAACAAAAGUGUCCUAAUCACCCCAGGUUUUCCUUUCUAAAUUUUCAAAAAAGCAGAGCCUGAGAACAAUUUUACCGCAACGUGAGUUUUCGUGCAAGAGUAUCAAAUCAAAAGUGUAUCACACUACAGAAAGCCAAGAUACAAAUAUAAACGGAUAAAUCUUAUAGGUUCAAACGCAUACAAAACACACACAUACCCAGACAAACAUAAGCUAAUCACAUAAACAGGUGUCGUUGAGAAUAAUUGCAGAGAUUUUUUGAUAUAGGUUAUUUCCCGUUGAGUAAAUUGAAGCAAAGUUGUAAAAUAGGAACAAACAGAAAAUCUAUUUAAACUAGCCGAGCGAAACAAAUGCCCAAAAAAAACGUGAUUUACGUCGGAUUAAACGUGAAUGUGUAUAAUAAAAAACCAACAAACGUGUACGUGUGUGACUAUAUUGCCUGUUCAUUAUAUUGCUAUAUUACCUUAAAAACAAAACAAAAAACGGAAACCAAACAACAAACACGAAGCAGCAAAUUAUAUGAUAGACUUGUUCCCCUGUUUUUUCGUCCUUUUCUCAAAACAGAAAAAUGUUGUAAAUGAGGAAACCCCCGCAAGUUUAAACUUUUUUGAUAGAAAGAUUGAUGCUUAUUCUAACAGAGAAAGAGGGAGAGAAAAAAAAACACAAAACCAAUUAACAGUUGAACUUAAAAACAGAACAUUGCUCAAAUGAAACAGUUUGAACACUAAAUAUAUACUUAGCUAAAUGCAAUUCUUAGUGAAAAUGAAACAACAGAACAGAAGAGUAAACAAUCAUUCGCAUUUAUACUGGUUUUUAGAGAAAAUAACAAAGAAACAAACUCAUAAAAUAGACACAUGCAAACG